ACUGCGUCACUUCCGGCCCCGUCUCAGGGCGCCCAUAAAGUGUUGCGCGUGGGCGCGCGCCCUCCUCUGGUCCCCUCAGGGCUCGCGGCGCGGUCGGGGGCCGUUGUGGAGCGUGGUGUCAGCAGCUGCAGCGGCGGCGGUUUCUCUGUGUGCGCGCCCGGGGGAGGCCUUACAUAAAGUUUAAAAAUGUCGUAUAUGCUUCCUCACUUACACAAUGGCUGGCAAGUAGAUCAGGCCAUUCUUUCAGAAGAAGACCGUGUGGUGGUCAUCCGGUUUGGACAUGACUGGGAUCCAACUUGUAUGAAAAUGGAUGAAGUGUUAUAUAGUAUUGCUGAGAAGGUAAAAAAUUUUGCUGUUAUUUAUCUUGUGGAUAUCACAGAAGUACCAGACUUCAACAAGAUGUAUGAGUUGUAUGAUCCCUGUACAGUCAUGUUUUUCUUUAGGAAUAAACACAUCAUGAUUGAUUUAGGUACAGGUAACAACAACAAGAUUAACUGGGCGAUGGAAGACAAGCAAGAGAUGAUCGACAUUAUAGAAACAGUUUAUAGAGGAGCUCGUAAAGGUAGAGGUCUCGUGGUGUCACCAAAAGACUAUUCUACCAAAUACAGAUAUUGACAUUCUGUGACACUUACCCUCUCUUUUAGUCCACCUCCACAUACACAUAAUUAUCCUUUGUAUAUAAAAGUUGAUUUACAUUUUUUAUUAUGAACGUGUUUUGAACUCUUAUUUAAAAACUUUGUAAAAUUUCAUUUGAAAAAAUAGAAGACAUGAAGUCUGGAACCAUUUGAUUUCAGAAAUGCAAUAGCUGGAUCAUUCCUUUUGAAUUAAAGGACUUCAACUCUGCAAAUGUCAACCUCUCGGUAUAAUAUAUUUUUUUAACACAAUUCUAUUCUUAGAAAAAUAUGUAAAAAAAUGACAAGUUGAAACAAAUGUACAUGAGAAACUUUUACUGUAGCCUUUUAAUGGAUAAAAAGUAGUGUUGUAUUGUUUUUGCCUUUAGCUUAUUAUCUUUAAUAAUAGUAAUAAUAAAAGUAUUUGCCUUUUAAGGUACACCUCUUGAAGUUAAUGGCUGGUCACUUUUGUCAGAGUCCUGAUAUUUUGUUCAUGUCUGGUAAUGGAAACCAAAACCGUUAGCACUGAAAAGAGAGGGUGAAAUACUAAGCAAGCAAAAUUCUCUGGAAAUACAAUUGUUGCAUAUCUUUAAAAAAAUGUGGUGUGUGUAUGUAUAUGUGUGUGUAUGUAUAUGUAUAUUCCUAUGUUUGAAAAAAGAGGCUUUAAGUGUGAUUUCUUCACUUUAAAGUUAUGAUUAUGGAAUUGCUAUUCUACAACUAAAGUUUAGACACUUAUCAUUAUAUGCAUUUUUCAUUAUAAAACAGACUGAACCACUUCUAACUAAAUCAGAAAAGGUCUUUUGUUUGUUUGUGGGCAAAUGCACCAGCCAUUUUGAGAAAUGCAGGUUGAACUGGUAUGCCACAGCUUGUUCUAGUAACUCUGAAUUUGUUGCAUUCCCUGAUCCUCAGGAACUAGUGCAUAUGGCUGUACUUAACUAUGGUGAAUGAUUCAUUGUUUGCUAUGUAAAAAUGUAUUUCUAGGUGCUAUACAAAAUAUUAAAAAUUAUAUGAAAAGUC
Molecule: messenger RNA, 1628 nt
Organism: Malaclemys terrapin pileata
Lineage: Eukaryota; Metazoa; Chordata; Testudines; Emydidae
Gene: TXNL4A
Product: thioredoxin like 4A
Exons: 4
Coding region: 187-615 (142 amino acids)
Biological process (GO): mRNA splicing, via spliceosome
Cellular component (GO): spliceosomal complex; U4/U6 x U5 tri-snRNP complex; U5 snRNP
Source: RefSeq, a predicted model, not a curated record